Xenopus laevis (African clawed frog) is the source of this 1838-nucleotide messenger RNA. RefSeq lists its product as uncharacterized. The record is from RefSeq and is a predicted model, not a curated record. Bases 102 to 1781 code for a protein of 559 amino acids. NCBI's taxonomy places the organism in Eukaryota, Metazoa, Chordata, Amphibia, Anura, Pipidae. The transcript has 2 exons.
CUAACAAUGGUGACCAAUUAUGUCUUGAUGUUGAAUUGGAGAAAUUUUUUCGUCUUUUAAGACUUAAGGCUCAUUUUGCACAGGAAACGUCGGACAAUAAUAUGCCACCAUUGGGGAAAAAUAAUGAUGAUGAUGAUGACACACAGGAAACAGAGGAUAUGCAAACAGAAUCUUGGUAUGACACGACCAAAUGUAGACCAAAAAGUAAGUUUUUUCCCCCAAUGACUAAUCACUGCGUUGAGACAUUUGUAAAGGCAGUAGAAAGGGACAUUGGAAAACUAGAAUGGUCAAAAAGACAUAGUAAAACCCUAAAUCUAUCUAGGGAGGAACGCGUGGCUUUGCAGACUUUGAAAGAUGAUACUUCCAUCAUCAUUAAGCCAGCCGACAAAGGUGGCGCUAUAGUGGUCAUGGACAUGGAAACAUACAGGGGGGAGGCACUCUCUCAGUUACAAGACACAACGCAUUACAGGAUAUUAGGUGGGGAUCCGACAAAUGAUUUGAAACAGAUGAUAGAUAAUCUAUUAAAGAUCAGUGAAGAAGCUGGUAUCAUUACAAACCGUUUAAAAAAUUUUUUGCAGGUUGAUAACCCCAUAAUACCUGUCUUUUAUCUUUUACCAAAGAUACACAAAAAUCUGCAGAGACCACCAGGGAGACCCAUUGUGGCAGGAAUGUCGUCUGUAUUUCAACCUAUAGCAGUCAUGUUGGACACUGUCCUCAAUCCUAUAGUGGUAUGUACUAAGUCCUAUGUUAAGGACACUACUGAUUUAAUUAAUAAGCUAAAUGAGAUUGAAUUGAACACAAAAGAUGUAUUUCUUUGCACAAUGGACGUCUCCUCCCUCUAUACCUCUAUCCCCCAUGAUCAGGGAAUCGAGGUUAUCACAGCAGCAAUGACAGAUCUUGGAUUACCAGGGGGAGUGGUGGAUUUACUUCUACAACUUCUGGGAUGGAUCCUGAAAAGGAAUUAUUUCCUCUUUGAAGGUAAAUUCUAUGAACAAAGCCAAGGCACAUCAAUGGGUUCUAAUGUUGCUCCUGCAUAUGCAAAUUUAUACAUGGCACACUUUGAAGACAAUUUUGUCUAUAAUAAUCAGGAGUUUUGGCCCUUAAUAUUGAUGUGGCUUCGCUAUAUAGACAAUCUAUUCUUUGUCUGGCAAGGGACAGAGGAAUCACUAAAACUAUUUGUAGAUCACCUCAAUUCCAGGAUUCCAACCAUAAAAUUCACUUUGGAGUAUGAUAGAAAUCAGAUACACUUUCUAGACGUGACAGUCAGGCUACAAGAUGGGAAGUUCUCCACUGAUAUAUAUAGGAAACCGACUGACAGAAUCACUUAUCUAAAUCCACACAGUUUUCACCCACCCUCUACAAUCAAAGGGCUACCAUAUAGCCAAAUGUUACGAACAAGACGCAUUGUAAGUGAAGAUGACAAAUUUGAAGAGAGAGCAGAAGAAAUGAUGACCCACUUUGAGAGUAGAGGCUAUGGGACAGAUAUGUUGGAAACAGCCAGGGAGAAAGUAAAAGGUACAUCGAGAACGACCCUAUUAUCCAAAAAAGCAAAGAAAAAAUCAGACAGAUUACCCUUUGUCACUACAUACUCAAGACAAUCAGGUAGGGUAAAAAAGAUAAUAUAUCGACACUGGCAUUUAUUACAGAUGGACCAGAGGUUAAAACCAUGGGUGGCGGAACCUCCAAUGAUGGCCUAUAAAAGAUCAAGCAACCUGAGGGACCAUCUGGUCCAUGCGUUAAUUGAACCACAAAAGAAGCAAGAUCAUAUAAGAAAUGAGUGAUGGAUUAUCCAUUGAAUUUUUGUGUCCUCCUAUUAACCUCACCAAAGGUUUUUUUUU